AUGCUGGGUCUGGGACUCACUGGGGAGGGGGAGCGCGAGCGGAAGCGACACCGCGCCCGGCACACCAAGUCUCGCCACGGCUGCUUCCCUUGCAAGCUCCGAAGGGUCAAGUGCGACGAGGUGCGGCCAACCUGCGGUGCGUGCUCGUCUCGACGAGAGCCAUGCGCCUUCCCCGACCGGUCGAUAUUUCCUGAUCCAGCGGCCACAGCAAGCAAACCAUCAGCAAGAGGACGUCGAACCCGGUCGCCACAGUCGGAGCCACUGGCCGCCAAUCAGUCACAGCCAAGUAGGCCUCCGCAACCGCCAAUUGACCGUGUCUUGCCCAUGGAAGAUCUGAGGCUCCUCCAGUUCUAUCAUUUGCAUACCGCCGCUCAGAUGGCCUUUGAUGCGAAGCGAAGGCGCGCUUGGGAGCGCGUUAUCCCGGCCCUGGCCGCGGAGCACGAUUAUCUUAUGCAUUUGCUCCUUGCUCUAGGCGGCGCACACAGUGGAUUCAGGGAGGAGGUGUCCCAAAUCAGCCAAUUCAACUGCGAAGCCAUUUGCGCUGGGUCUCUGCUACUGGUCGCGUUCGCCUACGCGUCGUUUCAUCUCAGCGGACUGAACACGCAGGGUGUGAAUGAGGAGUUACUCUUGGAUCUUGCAAGUAGGAGCUUAGGCGACAAUGAGCUCCACCUUCGCUGGCUGCACUUGAUAAGAGGGAUUUCGUCCGUUGUACUCGACCAGUGGGCAACCCUCAAGGCGAGUCGUCUGCGGCCCUUGCUGUUAUUCUUCCACGGCGAUGACUAUUGGAAUGAUGUUCCAUUUGAGCUCUCCCUAACACGGCUCAGUCGUUGUUCGCCACGUCUGCGGGUAUUUGUUGCAGGCUCAAGUCACGCAAUUGCGGAGCUGCACGCGGUUUGGGCUGCCAUUCAACCCCCGAGUCUCGAUAUCUCCAGUAAUGUUGAAUCUCCAUCUUCCCUCGCUUCCUCGACGACAAUAGAUGGACCAUAUAACGAACAGGUGAGGGCCAUCGGCGUCUUGGAAAUGAUCUACUCACGGAUCAAUGGCGCCUUGCAAUGCUCCACUGGAGAGCAAGGCCACCCGAGCGAUCUCGAUGUCCAAAAUAAUCUGGAAGAGGCCACGGUGCUUUCCUGGCCAAUCCUGCUCGCCAGUGAUUUCAUCGCCUGCUUGGAGAUGGCAAAUCAAACAGAUCCCGUCUGGCGACAUUCGUUGAUCAUCCUUGCACACUUUUAUGUUAUCAACACCUUGGUGGACCGCUGGUAUCUGAAGGGGAUGUUUGAACGAGAGAUAUUCAAGAUGUCUGAUCUUAUCGGCGUCACAAGCGACCCUCAGUUGGCUUCGCUCAUGAGAUGGCCCAUGGCAGUCAUCACCUCUUGA
Aspergillus calidoustus is the source of this 1374-nucleotide messenger RNA. Lineage: Eukaryota; Fungi; Ascomycota; Eurotiomycetes; Eurotiales; Aspergillaceae. The record is from the annotation of a GenBank genome assembly.